Messenger RNA from Cajanus cajan (pigeon pea), 3726 nucleotides. The record is from RefSeq and is a predicted model, not a curated record. Lineage: Eukaryota; Viridiplantae; Streptophyta; Magnoliopsida; Fabales; Fabaceae.
UUCAUUCUAAUAUUUUUGCCCAUGGUAAUAAGAAAGUGAAAGUGAGUUCAUCUGUUUUCGUGUUGCGACACUGCAAUUGUUUGCUAGUUGCAGCAUAAUCGCGUAACCCCCAGCCAUCCCAUGGAGUUAGAGGUGAAGGUGGUGGGAGGCAUAGACUCCUGUUUCGUAUCCCUUCCCCUCUCUCUAAUCCAAACGCUUCACUCCAAACGCUCGACACCGCUCCCUGAACUUCUCGCUCUCGAGCUUCGCUCUCCCACUCACCCUCCGCACACCUGGUUCGUCGCUUGGUCCGGCGCCACUUCCGCUUCUUCCGCCAUAGAGGUUUCUCCUCUGUUUGCGGAGUGCGUUUCAUUGCCGAAUCACGCUAGCGUUCAAGUCAGAGCUGCUCCCAAUGUGCCGCACGCUUCUCUGGUCACGAUAGAGCCGCACACGGAAGAUGACUGGGAAAUCUUGGAGCUCAACGCCGACCAAGCCGAGGCUAAAAUCCUCAGCCAGGUCAGGAUUGUUCAUGAAGGGAUGAGGUUUCCUUUGUGGUUGCAUGGUCAUACUGUCAUUACAUUCCAAGUGGCUUCUGUUAUUCCGAAGAAUGCGGUGGUACAACUCAUGCCAGGAACUGAAGUUGCUGUUGCUCCAAAAAGACGCAAAAGAAUUUUGGAUCCAGCAGGAGAUUCACAUCUAGACUCUUCUAAUAAAGAGAAUACUGUUAAGAUGCUGCUUCGCUUACAAGAUCCAGAUGGAUUAUGCAGUAUCAGUACUCAUCUCAAAGGAGAUGAGUUUCGUGUAGGGCUUACUUCUAUUGCUUUUGUUCACCCAGAAACAGCCAAACAAUAUUCAUUCAACAUGCUUCAAUCUGUUUUGAUAGUACCCAGAGUAUCCAAAGAGAACGUUAAUGUUUCCAGAACCAAUACAAAAGCCAAAAGUGGUUCAGCUACGAAUGAAGUUGAGAAUGGAUAUAUCGACAAGACAGAAUAUCGACAAACAAUUGUUCAGCUGUUGAUUUCAGAAUCUGUGGCUAAAGGACAUGUUAUGGUAGCCAAGUCUCUUCGCCUUUAUUUGGGAGCUAGCCUACAUUCAUGGGUUUAUUUGAAGUCAUGUGAUAUCAUUAUGGAUAAAAGUAUUCCUUCUACCUUUCUUUUUCCUUGCCAAUUCAAACUGUCAAGGCAGGAGAAUGAUGUUGAGAAAGAUGGUCUAGAAGUUUUUCAUGGUCACAAGAAUCACAUUGAUGAAAAAUUGCAUGCAAAAGCUACUUCAGGUGUCUCUGGGGAUGCUAUAGAUUGGUCAAUCCAAAAUGAAGUAGUAGCAGCUCUCUCUGAUGAAUCCAAUUACAAAGGUGAGGAAGAGGCUACAAAUCUGUCUCAGAAUCGAAAGGGAUUACAGAGUCUUGUACGAUUAUGGUAUAUCACACAACUUAAAGCAAUUACUUCCAUUACGGGUAUGGAGGUUAGUUCAUUGGUUAUGGGAAACAAUACCUUGCUUCACUUUGAAUUAAGCUGUUACAAGCUUAGGAGUAAUGGGAAGGUUCAGCUAGCCUAUAAUUCUUCAGUGAACAGUGGCAAGGCGCCUGAAAUGUUGUUUCUAUUGACCUUUGGUGAAGAAUAUCUGCAUCAUGGGAAACUUAAUGCAUAUGAAGUUGCUCUAGGUGGAAGAGUCAAUAACAUCAAUAUUUUGGACCUGAAGCUUUUUGAAAGGAUAAAAUUAUGUGAUCCUUUGUCUAUUCAUUGUAUAGAAGAGAGAGCCUCUCAAGACCACAUUAGUUCAAAUGUAUCUUCCCUUGGCUGGAUGGAGAAAACAGCUGAUGAUGUUAUCAAUAGGAUGUUGAUAUUGUUAUGUUCUGCAUCUGGUUUGUGGUUUGGCUCACACAACUUACCACUCCCUGGACACGUUCUGAUAUAUGGACCUCCUGGCUCUGGGAAAACUAUAUUAGCAAGAACUGUGGCAAAAUCCCUUGAAAAUCGUGAGGACAUCUUAGCACACAUAAUUUUUGUUUCCUGUUCAAAACUUGCCUUGGAGAAGGUCCCAAUUAUUCGCCAAGAACUUGCAAACCAUGUGACAGAAGCGUUAUACCAUGCUCCUUCUGUUGUCAUCUUUGAUGAUCUUGAUAGCAUAAUUUCUGCCCCCGACUCUGAAGGAUCUCAGCCUUCAAUAUCUGUUGCUGGACUCACAGAUUUUCUUGUUGACAUCAUGGAUGAAUAUGGUGAGAAGAGGCGAAAAUCAUGUGGAUUUGGACCAAUAGCCUUCAUAGCUUCCAUACAAUCCCUAGAGAAGAUCCCACAACCUUUGAGCUCUUCAGGACGGUUUGACUUUCACAUAAAGCUGCCUGCUCCUGCAGCUUCUGAGCGCAAGGCUAUGUUGAAGCAUGAAAUACAGAGGCGUCACUUGCGAUGCGAUGAUGACAUCGUGCUUGAUGUGGCUGUAAAAUGUGAUGGUUAUGAUGGUUAUGAUCUGGAAAUAUUAGUUGACAGAACUGUCCAUGCUGCUGUUCGCCGUUUUCUGCCAUCUAAUGCUUCCAUUUAUGAGCAUGAGAGUCCUUCUUUACUAAGGGAGGAUUUCUCUCAGGCAAUGCUUGAUUUUCUUCCAGUUGCAAUGCGUGAUGUCACAAAAUCAGCAUCUGAUGAUGGCCGUUCUGGAUGGGAUGAUGUGGGUGGCCUUGUUGAUAUUCGAAAUGCUAUUAAGGAGAUGAUAGAGUUACCAUCAAAGUUCCCGAAAACUUUUGCUCAAGCACCUUUGAGGUUGCGGUCAAAUGUCCUUUUAUAUGGUCCUCCUGGUUGUGGCAAAACUCACAUAGUUGGUGCUGCUGCUGCUGCUUCUUCACUUCGAUUUAUAUCAGUGAAAGGGCCAGAACUGUUAAACAAGUAUAUUGGUGCUUCUGAACAGGCUGUUAGGGAUAUAUUCUCUAAAGCAGCUGCUGCAGCGCCAUGUCUACUUUUUUUUGAUGAAUUUGAUUCUAUUGCCCCCAAGAGAGGGCAUGACAAUACUGGAGUAACUGAUCGUGUUGUUAAUCAAUUUCUGACUGAGUUAGAUGGUGUUGAGAUUUUAACUGGUGUAUUUGUGUUUGCUGCAACCAGUAGACCAGAUUUACUUGAUGCAGCGCUGUUGAGACCUGGUAGGUUAGAUCGUCUUCUAUUCUGUGACUUUCCAUCUUGGCAUGAGAGAUUGGAAAUUCUUACAGUACUUUCUAGGAAGUUACCAAUGGCUGAUGAUAUUGAUUUGGCUACAAUAGCUAAUAUGACAGAGGGAUUCAGUGGAGCUGAUCUCCAAGCUCUCCUCUCAGAUGCGCAGCUUGCAGCAGUUCAUGAUGUUCUAGACAAUGUGGAUGCCUCUAGGCCAGAAAAAACACCAGUUAUUACUGAUGCUCUUCUGAAGUUCACAACGUCCAAGGCUAGACCAUCUGUCUCAGAACAAGAGAAGAUAAGACUUUACAGUAUAUAUCACCAGUUCUUGGAUUCAAAGAGAUCUGUUGCUGCUCAGUCGAGGGAUUCAAAAGGCAAGAGGGCAACUCUGGCUUGACAAUCAAGUAAUACUUCAAUUUGUUCAUGUGGUAGAAGCUGUUCUUUGAUAUUCCUUUCUCCUGAAGAUGUCUUCUCUGUUCAUUUGUACCUCCUUAAUAGUAAAUUUGUAUAUGAAUCGAUUGUAGUUCGGUUCAUCAUUUGUUGUAUUGGAUAAUGUAAAUUCUUAUAGAAAUGUUACGAAUAAAUUAAGAAAAGAGCAAUGUCUUCGCAAGUUAAA